AUGGCUUAUGUUGCUAGUUGUGAAGAAGACGUUUUGCUCUUGUGUAGGAAAUACGAUAUUUCAAGACCGACAGUACAUGAAGUCAUGAAAGAUGCCGAAAAACUCAAUAAAACGUGUGAAUCUCGUUCCUUAUCUUUGAUGGUGGAGGUUAGGUUAGUUACAGCUCUUGCAAAUCACCCGUGUCUACUCCCAGAGAAUCCUCUGAAUGCUGAGGUUCAAGUGAAUUCUUUGCUUUCCUAUCUCUCCUCGCCUUGUCGCUGGGUUCGGUCGUUGGCUUGUAGUCUGUUGAGAGUAUUCACCUUAGGAUUGGAUCCUAACGGACAGCACUUUGAAACACAGGGUAAGAAAAUCGAUAAUGUUUUUAAGUACUGUACUUUUUGGUACUGAAGUCAAAAGCUAAAAUGAUACGAAGGGACUUUUUUUCGUUGCAUUAUCUAUCACGCACAAUAAGUUCUGUAGCAAGAUAUCAGUGUUAAGUAAACAACUUGAAUUUCAAGUUUUGGUAGUAUUGGGGGCAGUGGGGGGGCGUGGGGAAGAACUUUAGGGAUUUUCUGGUGAAAUGCACCAUCUGGCCCCUGGAACUUUGCAUAUAUGCAUUUAGUAAAAGCCAACUAGUGGUCUAUUAUCAAUGCUGUGUUCUGAUUGGUUGAGCUACUACUAGGCUAUAUGUUAUAGCUCACUAGUAGCGAAAAGCGCUGGCUUUAAAAACCAAAACAGUGGUGGUGGCUGAAUCGGGUUUUGCAAGCUACUGUUGUUUUGUAGGGUAAACAAAAAUAGGAACAGGGUAUCAUUUUUCAGGAAACUGAUCAGUUGGUUGAAGAUUUUAUCUAGACUAGGGAAACAGCUACUCUAGGAUAGGGGGGAUUCGGGGAGUUAACUCUAGUAUAGGGUAGCAAAAUUUAGCUGAACUAGCUCUGGUAUAGGUUAAGGGUUCCAGGGUCUCAACGGCACAUCCCCACCCAGAAAUUCCUAAAGUACCUUCCCCCCCCCCGGGCCCAGACCUAUAAACUGUGUAAAAACCGUACCCUCCAUAGCGGCACAUACCUACAUUGCCCAUAUAUGGAGGUACCUCCCCGGGGGUAGUAUCAUCCAGUUUUGCAUUGUUUUACCAAUGUGUACAUGUGAGAACUUAUCUCAUCAAAUUGUUGGCUUUACUGGCUUGCCCUCUUCAAUGAGACAGUCUAUCAUCCUCAUCAUUACAUCCAAAUAGACCUCUUUAGCUUGUAUGUAUUGUUUUCCUAAUAGAGGUCCCAGGGGAUCUUGGCCUUUUGUCUUUUCAUAAAUUAUGCGCAGAUAUGCACCUGAAUCAGACGAAAAUUUGAUAGAAACAGCUCUUUAGAGUAUUAUCACGUGACUUGUAUUGGGAAAACAAUCCUUACUAGCUGAAGAGGUCUAUUAACUGUUCUAUAAUUUUGAUUCAUUAGUAACAAUAAUAUGCAAGAAUCUUCAAACCACCUAUGAAGACUGUUCCUCCAAUACAAGGUAAAGUGCAUAAAUAUACACAGUUUUGUUACAGAAACUGCAAUAUUCUUUAAGACAGGGGUUGGAAGAAUAGAAAUCAGAUACCACUUCACAAUAGUUAUUUAACCAGCUGGAGUCUGUUCAACUGUGCUCCAUGGCUCUCGCUAUUCAUUUCUGGAAAAAAGUUUUAAGAUAAUAUGUACAUGUAAAGCCAUUUUAGAAUUAUUUAACACUAAAAUUUUGAUAUUUUAUCUCUCCAAACAGGUUUAAUGUCUGUCAGGUUAUUGCCUGUUCUUCACUUUGUUCAGUUACUAUUUCAUGUGCUGCUCUCCUUCCUCUCACUGCAGUAAAGUUUGUCCUCUUAACCUUACGAACUGUUCUAAACAUUCUGAGUGAUCCUGUCAAAUGUACAAGUAGCUUUCUAUAUCAGGUAAACCAUAAUAAUAAUAUUGUGAAAAUGGUCUCUCUAAAGUAUCGUAUUAUGAUAAUUUAGAGAGACCAUUUUCACAUUGUUUUAAGAAUGCUUCAGGAUUUUGUUUUCUCAUCAAAUUAAGGACAGAUAUUGUUGCUUAAGCCUCAUUGGUAUCAAUAGAUUUAAAUAAGAAAUGAACUCUGGUUCCUCUAGUAAAAUGUAGGCUUGAUUACCAGCUGUUGUUUGGGAAAGUUAGCCCAGCUCAUCCCCCAAAAGGAACAUAGCCCAGACUCAAGAGAGUGGUAGAGAUUGAGCCUAAGCAAAAUGAUGCUAUCAUGAAAAAUUGCCUUUUGCCAACGGUAACAUACUCUAAUGUAUACCCUUUUCUGCAAAGAGGGUACCUGGGUAUCAGGUGAUCAUAAAGGUACAAGCAUGUUGUUCAGUGUUCAGUUCAAAGUAAACUCCACUGUUUGAUUUCCUUGGUCACUGACAGGGCUCUCAUUAAGAGCAGGGGGCCUGGGAUUUUCCCUGGUUGCUAUAAUUAAUGUGGCCCCUGGCUACCUUCAUUGGAAAAUAGAAGAAAAAUGGAACCAAAAGAAAUCCCUAGCUAUUUUAUUCUCUAACGACUUGUGGUAUUUACCCAGCAACUUGAAAACUUAGUGACAACCCUGCACUGUCCUUAGUAUGUCACCAAUUUGCUUCUUGCAUAAAAUGCUUAGCAAUAAUAAUGAAUGUCAAAAGGCAGAUGAUCUGGACUUCCCUAAAGCACACUGUAUCAGUUUUUUCUAGUUCUUUACAGUUAGGAGAAUAAACACCUCUCUUCUUUUAAAUGCCUUCUUUCUAUUAAACUCAUCCUCUUGGAGCGACAAAAUUUAGUGGGCGUCUUUUAGAUCAUUUAUGGUUGGGAGCUUGAUUUCCAAAUGGAGUGCUUGAUCAACCUAAAUACAGCAGCUCUUCAAUUUCUAUUGAUAGGUUGCAAUGGAUGGGCUGGCCAAACUCUUCAAAUGUCCUGCAACAUGGAAUUCUUUAUCUGUACUCGAGAAGCGGGAUGCAGUAACAGAAUAUCUGCCGAUAUUUUUUGACCAGUCACCAUCUACAUGUAAGACUGUUACUGACACAACAAUGGCAAAGAUGCUUGAAGUCUUUGACAAUUCGGAUGUGUUGAGUCUCAUACUGAACUUGCCAGACAGCAGACAAACACUAAGGAAAUUGCUCAAAAUGCUGCUGGAAUUAUUACCCCCAAUCUCUACAUCAAAUGGUAAGUUGAAAAUGUACUCAAAAUAUAUAUACUCAUUGGAGAUUUUUUUCCUGUUUACUUGUGUUUUCUUCACAUUAAACCCAAUAAACACUUAGUAUGCAUAGAAUUAAUGCUUUGUUGUCUUCUGGAUAACAUGAUAUAAUAGCUAGGAUUCCCCAAAAGACCAGGUCAGAAUCAAACUAAGCAGUGCCAGGUUCCCUCUGCUUACAUCAAAAUAAAGUCUUUUAGCUCUCUUAAGGGGGGAGUCUAGUUAAAAGCAUUGUUUUUCGUUUAUUUCCGUCCUCUUUCUUAAAUCGAAAAAUGACUCAAUUAGGUCUGGAGUCCUUGUUUCAAUAAUUUUUGGAAAAUUUUUUGAGGAUUUUUCGAAUGGUUUUAGUGUAAAAAAAUUAGAGGAGGGAGAGUAUUAGCAAUUUUGGAAAAUUGGAAAAUAUUGGAUUUAGGGUCGUUAGAAAUUAAAACAUGAAGUGAGUCAUUAGUCGACAAUUACCAGAUAGUCGAACACCACUGCAAGGUGCUAUUAGCGGACUAAGUGGUUUAUCUGUACAUUUAUACCUUUCCUACCCUAAUUUAUUUCCUUUCCAAAUCAACAUCAUUUCCCCCAAAAAAUCACCCAGACUGCUCCCUUAACAGACUAACCCUUAGCUAAAACUAACACCUUGCGCUGGUUCCUUCUGUUCUUUUAUCAUUUUCGUGUUGGAUUCUCUAAGUUGCGGAUGCUAUCACUGUCAAUCAUAACUUUCCAGCCAAAUCAUUCCAUUCCUAAAUAUUACGCACGGCAGUGGUGGUUUUGGCUUAACUGCAGAACACCCUGCCACUUUAAAGCAACUCCAUGGGUUUUUAGCGAAAACUCUCAAAGAAAGCCUAUUUCGUUUUUGCAAAGACCAGCCAGCCGGCCAGUUCUGACUUACGGUAAGCGCCUUUAUUUUCGGUCCCAACGUCAGCUGACUUAGCCUGGGUACCAGAGGUUUUUCUCGCGUGCGGCGAAGCCGCGAGAAAAACGCUUUUCGCGCGGGUCACUAUAAUAAAGACUUGACAGAAACCGGAAACCGCGCUAGAAAAGUCUCUGGCUGUGACACCCAGAGUACAGCUGACUGUACAUGUGUGUCGUAUUCAACCAUCUUAUAAUUUGAGUCAGUUCUGGACCAUGGGUGCUUUCAUUAUGCCAAAAUCAUCGGCUUGGUAAAUUUCGGUCGAGAAAUAAAUGGAAUGCUUCGAUUCGCGUGGAAAUUUUCCGGUCAAAGUCGUCCAUCUCCAGAGGUGGUCGUCUUUAACCAGUCGGUCCGGUCCGGUCCGACCGAAACUUGCCUUUCCAUUUCCAAGAAUUAUCCUUUCCAGUCCUUUUUUGCUAAGAAGAAAUCAAAAAUUCGGUCGAAACGCAAAUGGAUCGCUUCGAUUCGACUGGAAACAUUAUUUCAGUCGAAUAAUGUCGUGCCAUUUUCUCUUGAUAAUUUCACUGGUUUUUGACUGGUUCGACAUGGAAAGCAGCCAUCAUUUAGGUUACAUUUCCUCUACCUCGUCUACCAGUGUCGUUGGGGGCAGCCAUGCCAUUUCUUACAUCCCCCGCGUUUUCCAGGAUACGGCAAUGGCACAGGAUACGCGUGCCUCUCUUUUGUGUUCUAUGCCAAAUAUGCCCUAUUCACACCAACAAGUUUAGCUAAACCAAGUUUGCCAAAAUGAUGAUUGGUAAAAGAAAACUGAAGGACUGGCUUUUACACAAUUACAUAGAGUUCAAGUAAAUCAUGGCUUAUGAAAUCACUUGUACCAAAUUUGUUGUUGACAAAAAUCAUUAAGCAGCUAUUUAUACUGUACAGUCAACUCUCUCUAAGACGGACACCUUUGGGAACGUCUUAGGGAGGUGUCCGUCUUAUAGACAGUCAAAUAAAGGCAGUAAAGAAAGGCAGGGACCAACUCUAAGUGUCCGUUUUACAGAGGUGUCCGUUAAGAGAGAGUCGACUGUCUCCCCAAAAUCCUCAAAACACGAACUGGCAGUGAAAUGCUUCUUACCUUCUUUCUUUCAGAAAUCCCGCUCCUCAACGUUCGCUGGAAAUCACUGAGCGUCAUUUAUAAAAUGAUUCAGCUUGUUAAAACUCAUGACGUUUCUAAACUUGACAGUUUAUUUGAUAGAGCUUGCUGUGACCCCCAGCAAAUAAGUCAACUUAGUACAGUUUUAAGAAAUACGUUUACAGAUAUAACAUUUUGACCCCUGAAGACACAUAAACCCCCCAAAAAAUUUUACUCGAGAAUUUCCAAAUAUCUUACUCCUCUCAUCGCUUAUUCAUUGGGAAAAUUUCUC
Molecule: messenger RNA, 5424 nt
Organism: Porites lobata
Lineage: Eukaryota; Metazoa; Cnidaria; Anthozoa; Scleractinia; Poritidae
Source: the annotation of a GenBank genome assembly